CUUAAUCGAAUAGAUAGGCCAACCUGUCAUAUCCAGUCGAAAGCUAGUAAUUACAUCGGUCUCACGCCGAGUGAAACAAUCAAUCGUUGCUUUGCCAAGCCAUCCCGGCGCCGUAGCGGACGCUCUUUGUCAAAAGCAAAGGGUAGCAGCUGUGAAACUGAUAAGACAGAUUCCUGCCGAAUGACGUUUAAGGAAUCGCUUCAGACCGUGUCCAGUGGUGGUCGUGAGGACGACCUGGCUUUGCUUGAAGCAAUAGGGUCAGUAGAGAAGAUCAGGCCGAGCCUUGCUGUUGCUCGGAAAGCCGGAUACAAAAUCACUCAUCCGUGCAAAAAGACGUCUUCCGAGUAA
Molecule: messenger RNA, 348 nt
Organism: Protopolystoma xenopodis
Lineage: Eukaryota; Metazoa; Platyhelminthes; Monogenea; Polystomatidea; Polystomatidae
Source: the annotation of a GenBank genome assembly